CUUGAUGAGGAGCAGAGGUAUAAAAGGAUGUAUAUUUCCUUCAUCCACACACACUCUAUCUCCUUCAACAAGCCCUUACUGUACCCCAUAUCAUACCAAAUCAACACCAUGAUAUCCGUCAAAGACCAAAUCAAGGCUCAAAAUGCCACCCUCGCCGGGAGAGCGAACGCCAAGGAAAACGCAACGCAUUUGAUUAAAGAUGCCAAGGAUGCGGCACAGGAGGUCGUCGAAGUUCAGGACCGCAAGGCAUUGUAUCUAUUGAAUUGUGAGAACUGUGAGUACACGAUCCAAGGCAAGCCCAUCAAGCUCUCCAUUGAAAAUUGCAAGAAUGUUGUCCUCAGGAUCGAGGGCAAGGUUUUGACUGGCACGGUCGAUAUCUGGAAGAGCGAGAACGUCUCCUUGAACUUUGAUCGUUCGGUGUCCAUGUUUCAAUUGGACGACAUCCAAUCGAUCGCUAUCCGGUUGCCUGAUUCCGAGCAUUUUGGAUCGAUGAUCUGGGCUGGAGUCGAGGACCUCCAACUGCACCUCGGCGAGGACACGCAUGCGCUGAGCUAUAGCGAACUGCAGUCCAGAAACCCGAAUUUGCGUCCGGAGACGGACCAGUUCAAGACAACAGUGGUCGAUGGCAGCAUCAUGACAGAGGCAAUUGUGCGUCUCGAUAACGGAUACCCGGCCACGCGCGCAGAGGAGGCGAGCUAUCGACGAGUGGAGAAGCAGAAGGACGAGAUGCUGCGCGCACCUCAGCAGCAGCAGGAGCCAGCGGAUGACUAAUUUGUUUAAAGCUCGAAUUCGAUACAUUGUUUGUCACUAAUCUGCCGCAGGCAUUUGUCGGGUGCCUUUACAAGAGCUUCGCAUGUAACUGAAAUAAAGGGUGCACAAACAACUG
Messenger RNA from Gamsiella multidivaricata, 886 nucleotides. RefSeq lists its product as uncharacterized. NCBI's taxonomy places the organism in Eukaryota, Fungi, Mortierellomycota, Mortierellomycetes, Mortierellales, Mortierellaceae. Gene Ontology annotation, biological process: cytoskeleton organization. The record is from RefSeq and is a predicted model, not a curated record. The transcript has 6 exons. Gene Ontology annotation, molecular function: actin binding. Bases 28 to 771 code for a protein of 247 amino acids.